Messenger RNA from Drosophila miranda, 2150 nucleotides. RefSeq lists its product as uncharacterized. The record is from RefSeq and is a predicted model, not a curated record. Bases 97 to 2133 code for a protein of 678 amino acids. The transcript has 2 exons. NCBI's taxonomy places the organism in Eukaryota, Metazoa, Arthropoda, Insecta, Diptera, Drosophilidae.
UCCGUAGAGAGGAGUCCUGUAUUAACUUGCUUGGAAUUGGUGAAUCUAAUUCUCAAGUAAAGGAUAAAAUACACACAGUGGUGAAGUCGCGAAUAAAUGGUAGUGAGUAGUGGAGCAGAAUCGUUCUUUGAAUUAUUAGCUGUUGGUCAAAUUAAACAAGGUCCUGACUUUCCAACUCUUCAGAAAACCCUUCUUGGUUGGGUUGUGUCGGGAAAAUAUGUUUCCAGGAGUUCUGCUCCUCAAAUUACAAACAGUUUGAGUUGCAGUGAAGAGUUGCUAGUAUCCAUCGAUAGGACCUUGAAAAAGUUUUGGUCACUGGAAGAAAUGCCAUCUACCAAGAAAAUUGCCACACUUGAGCACAAGCUAUGUGAAGAACACUAUCGUAAGACGACUCAGGUACUAUCAUCAGGUCGGUUCGAAGUAAGGCUCCCGUUUAAAUCAGAUCCAAAUUGUUUAGGCAACUCCUUUGAGGUUGCGAAACGGCGGUUUUUGUCGCUUGAAAGACGAUUGCAUCGUGACCCUGAGUUGAAGAAAAUGUACUUGGAAUUCAUGGAAGAGUACCUCUCCUUAGGUCAUAUGUCUCCUACUGACAAUACGAUUCUUUCUACUCCACACUACGUAAUCCCUCAUCAGUGUGUUCUGAGGCCCCAAAGUACGUCUACCAAGCUCCGAGUCGUGUUCGAUGCUUCGUCCAAGACGUCCUCACAGGUGGCCUUAAAUGACAUUCUGAUGGUGGGACCUACCAUUCAAGAGGAAUUAUACUCGACACUGCUCCGUUUCCGUCUGCACAGGUUUGCCCUGACUGCUGAUGUUAAAAAGAUGUAUCGCCAAGACCCUUCUGAAUCCUUGAGAUUAUACAAGCUCAACACUGUAACCUAUGGGACUGGACCAGCCCCAUUCUUAGCUAUCCGGUGUUUGAAAAGGUUGAGUGAGUCUGCGAAGCUCUCAUUCCCUAGAGCUGCUAACGUUAUUGGGUCCGACUUUUACGUCGAUGACUUGUUGACUGGUGCUGCAUGCGUAGAGGAGCUACGGGCAAUUAAGUCCGAAGUGUCUCAGGUUCUUCAGACCGCAGGGUUUGAGUUGACUAAGUGGUUUUCAAACUCACCCGAGAUCACCGCAUCUGAGAGCACAGCCAAACCCAUAACAAUCUCGGAUUCAGAGUCGACAAAGGCGUUAGGAAUCUCAUGGUUACCUACUGACGAUGCCUUUAAGUUCAAAAUUGACAAUUCAGUUAUGGGUCUCCGAGCGACAAAACGGAACAUACUAUCGGUGACAUCAAAGUUGUUUGACCCCCUUGGUUUAUUAAGUCCUAUCGUUAUAAAAGGCAAGAUCCUAUUGCAGGAGCUUUGGCUUAACAAACUAGAUUGGGAUGAGUCGAUCCCGCUGCAUUUGGAAACAGCGUGGAAUAAGUUGAAAAAUACACUAUCUCAAUUGGAAGACAUAUCCAUAUCUCGGUUUGUGUAUUCCGAUCCGAUGUCACCGGUUCAAAUACAUACCUUUGCUGACGCCUCCAUGAGAGCGAAUGGAGCGUGCGUCUAUAUACGUAGCAGAACUGCAGAAGGUUUAAAAAUAUCAUUGUUGACUUCGAAAUCCAAAGUAGCGCCGCUCAAGACCAAAACGCUCCCAAGGCUUGAGUUAUGUGCCGCUCACCUUCUCGCAGAUCUCUGUCACAGAAUCAAGCCCCUAUUAAACAUGCCCAUUGAACGAGUCGUUUAUUGGUCGGAUUCAGAGGUAGCUCUCCAUUGGAUCCGGUCUCAUCCAUUGUCGUUGUCGACUUUCGUUUCAAAUAGAGUGGCUGAGAUUCAAGAGUGGUCAGAUGAUGCCACGUGGCGGCAUGUACCCACGAAACAGAACCCAGCAGAUAUUGUCUCAAGAGGUUGUGAGGUCGACGAAAUCGUUCAGUCAAUUUGGUUCGAAGGACCAUCAUUUCUGAAAGAGGAAGGAGAAUACUGGCCCAAGAACGCUCAUUUCGAACACUCCGAUGAUCUUCAGCUGGAAAAGAGGAAGACUGCGGUCGGGUUGACCGCGGCUGUGCGAAGUUCGGAGCUGUUAGAUGUCAUCGAGGGAUUCUCGUCACACCUCAAACUGCUUAGAGUGGUCGUGUAUGUGUUCCGCUUUACAAGAAAAGCCUAAAUUUCGAAAAAACUAUC